Messenger RNA from Oryza sativa Japonica Group (Japanese rice), 1336 nucleotides. The record is from RefSeq and is a predicted model, not a curated record. NCBI's taxonomy places the organism in Eukaryota, Viridiplantae, Streptophyta, Magnoliopsida, Poales, Poaceae.
CCUCUCUCUCGCUCUCACUGUUCGAGAAGACAAAAAAGAAAGAAACUACGCACCGGGACCUUCGAAUCCGCUACUGCCACUCCCACGACCACCGCCUCGGCCCUGCCUCUGCUCGACUAUAUAAGUGCCCCCCCUCUGCGCAUCUAUUGAUUUCAGCAUUGCUUCUGAUCAGAAGAAGAUCCCGGAAGAGACCAAAUCAGAAGCUAAACCUAUCUACCACAAGGCCAAGUUACGUUAGACCGUUUUGAUCAGUGAAUUAGCUUUCAAGCAGUUCUACUGCUCCCAGCCGCUCGAUCGAUCGAUCGAUCAAACAAGGUAGCUAGCUAGCUCAGGAUCAAAUCUGGUUUGUCUACAUAUAUAGGUAGUGAUCGAUCAGUCGGUCGGUCAUGGAGGCUCUUAGCGGGCGAGUGGGGGUGAAGUGUGGGCGGUGGAACCCGACGGCGGAGCAGGUGAAGGUCCUGACGGAGCUGUUCCGAGCGGGGUUGCGGACGCCGAGCACGGAGCAGAUCCAGCGCAUCUCCACUCACCUCAGCGCAUUCGGCAAGGUGGAGAGCAAGAACGUCUUCUACUGGUUCCAGAACCACAAGGCCCGCGAGCGCCACCACCACAAGAAGCGCCGCCGCGGCGCCUCCUCCCCCGACAGCGGCAGCAACGAUGACGAUGGCCGCGCCGCAGCCCACGAGGGCGACGCCGACCUCGUCCUGCAGCCUCCUGAGAGCAAGCGGGAGGCCAGAAGCUACGGCCAUCAUCACCGGCUCAUGACAUGCUACGUGAGGGAUGUGGUGGAGACGGAAGCGAUGUGGGAGCGGCCGACGAGGGAGGUGGAAACGCUGGAGCUGUUCCCACUCAAGUCGUAUGACCUCGAGGUGGACAAGGUCCGGUAUGUGAGGGGCGGCGGUGGCGAGCAGUGCAGGGAGAUCUCGUUCUUCGACGUCGCUGCCGGCCGGGAUCCGCCGCUGGAGCUCAGGCUUUGCAGCUUCGGCCUCUAGAUCGACCCGUGCAUUGAUGUGCCGCACAUAUGGCAUGAGAUGCAGCUUGCCGCGACUGUACCUGGCCUCUUGUCGCUGUGCCUAGUCCUAGUUCUAGCUGCCCCACAUCAAAAGGAGUACGUACGAGAUGUCAUGAGAUACGGCAUGUGUUGUGGGAAAGUCCGUUGUUGCAUGCAGUAUCUGGGAGGAUCAGGAAAGAGCACGCAAACGAGAUUUCCCCAUUGCCCUUUUCCUUGGUCUUUCCAUCAUGAGAUGUACUUCUACUUUUCUUCUUUUCUGCUACAUGGAUACUAACAUGGUCACUGCUGAUACUUCUAUAUGAUAUAUCCAUUAAUUAAUAUUCCAUA